AGGACUAGGAGUUUCCGGACUCUGAGAUGUUCAGGCGGACUCAUGGAUGCUUUGACUCAGGGACUUCAUCAUCCAGGAACCUGGUCAUGGCUGUCCACGAUAUCAGAGCGUUAGCCAGCGGAAUUCUACUGCGCGGAAAGGGUUCCUAGGUAACAAUUUGGAAGAUAAUAUGCCUUUUAUCAACUACUUUCAAGUAGCUACAGGUUUUGACCAUGGCUAUGCUUCGUUUUCCCUGACGAACGAUAGUGACUAGGCUAUUAGUUCAGUUUGUGCGCUUUCCUGCUAGCUUACCAAAUCUUCAGGCUUACUUGAUAAGUUAUUGGAAAACUAGCUUGGAGGUUCUUCAAAGCAACACCAUACUAUCCCGUACAGCAACAGCGGCAACCAUGGUCGCUCCCUCUUCAGUCCUCAGCCUGAAGAUGAUUCGCAACGCGCCGUGGGGCAGGCAGAAGCAGGGCGAGCCGUCGCCAACCCCAGCGUCUCGCCCGGAACGCAUGCUGGACAUGUACGGAUUCGCGGUUCAGCCACAAUACGUGGACGUCUACAAAGCCUACGUGCCAGUUUACCAUGACGAGGAGACAGAGCGGUCAGAUCGGUGGGACUCGUUCCUCCGCACCCGCGACCUGCCCUUCCCCCCGCCCUCUCCUGCAACGCCCGCACCACUUGCGGCACAGGGGGAGCAGGAGAGCGGCGCAGAGGGCGGAAGAGGGGCAGAGGUUCCCCCUAGCCAAGGCGCAGAGGAGGGGGCCGCGGAGGGGAGGUUCCGCGCAGCGUUUAGAGAGGAGUUAUGGCCGGUUGAGCGAGUUCUGAGGGGUGCUGCUGGAAAAGGCGCUGGGAGCGCAGGUGCCGGAGGAGAGGGUGGAAGGAGUCAAGCAGAAACUGGAGGAGCCGCGGGAAGAGAAGGCGAGACGGGAGGAGCGGGGGGAGGAGAGAGGGGAGGAGAGCGGGGAGGAGAGACGGCAGGAGAUAAGGGAGUGAGUGGGAGCGUGGUGACAGAGGAGGCAUGGAAAGCGGAGCUGACGUCACUGGUGAUGGGCGGCGUUCCCAUGAACCUGCGGGGGGAGGUGUGGCAGAUCUUCGUGGCCGGCAGGGCGAGGCGGCAGGAGGGCAUGUAUGAGGCGCUGCUGAGGGACGCGCCCCAGGAGGAGGAGCACGGGCCGAACAGCAGCCUGGCGGAGAUCACUGCGCGGAUACAUGAAAGGGACGCGGAGGUGGCCUGCAUCGUGCAGAUCGAAAAGGACCUGCCUCGCACCUUCCCCGGCCAUCCCGCCCUGGACGCCAAGGGCAGGGACGCCCUGCGGCGGCUGCUGAUAGCGUACUCGCGGCGGAACAGGGCGCUGGGGUACUGCCAGGGAAUGAACUUCCUGGCGGGGCUGCUGCUGCUGCUCAUGCCCGAAGAAAACGCUUUCUGGACGCUGACGGCAAUAGUGGACGAGCUGUUCAAAGGGUACUACUCCGAUGAGAUGGUCGAAGCACAGGUGGAUCAGCUCGUCUUUGAGGAUCUCGUUCGCCAGAACUUCCCCCGGCUCGUGGAGCACAUGGACGCGUUGGGGGUGCAGAUAUCAUGGAUCACGGGGCCGUGGUUCCUCUCAGUCUUUGUCAACGUGCUGCCCUGGGAGAGUGUGCUGCGAGUGUGGGACGUCAUUCUCUAUGAGCGCAACCGCAGCAUGCUCUUCCGCACAUGCCUCGCCCUCCUCGACAUGCACUCCACGCUGCUCCUAUCCAUGCAGGAGACGGGCGACAUGAUGUCGGCGCUGCAGUCCAUGGCAGCAUCCACGUUUGACAGCACGCAGCUGGUGCUGUCAGCAUGCGUGGGGUACAUGGACAUCAACGAAGCCAUGCUGGAGGAUCUGCGCACCAAGCACCGCCCGACCAUAAUGCAGCGGGUGGACGAGCGCAGGGAGGUGCUCAAGCGCUGCCGCAACAACCGCAGCGCCAAGAUCCACGCAGAGGCCCUGGCCGUUCUGCAGAGGCUGGCACCGCACAGCACCGCACUCGCGUCCCCUCGCUGCCCCUCCUCCCACACGUCACCUCUGUCUGUUCCCUCGUCGUUUGACGACUCUGUGCUGCCCUCCCCCUCGCCUGCUGGCAGAAGGGGGAGGUUUAGGGCCUUUGGGGACGAGGGGGAGAAGAGGAGGGAGAGGAGGGAGAGGAGGGAGGAGAUGGUGAGGGAGGGAAGGAGAGGAGGCAAGGGGGAAGGGAGAGGGGCCGUAGGUGCAGGAGGGCUAAGCAACGUGGCUAGCAGUGUCAGGGGUGGUACUGGUGCUGGUGCUGGUAGUGAGGUCGCUAACAAGAACGGUGAUGGUUACAAUAGUGGGGGGGAUUUGGCUCCAGGAGACUUGUCCCCAUGCUCCUCCUUCUCCUCCCCUUCCUUCACUCCCCCAGACUCCCCUCUUGCGAGCUUCAAGCUUCCCAAUCACCAUCCCCCACCCGUCUCCUUUCCCCCACACACUCUCCUCCAUCCCCUCCCUCCUCUCCUCCCUCUCACUCGCUCCUCCUCUCUCUCCCGCCUCUCCCCACCAGCCGCACCCUCCUUCCUCAUAUGCCCCGUGCAACCUCUAGAGCCCCCCUCAUACACCCUUGCCAGUGGAAAGUCACAACUUUCCCACCCUAAUGAAUCCACCGAACCUAGUGCCGAAGCUGGUGCCGAAGCUGGUUCGGCAGGAGCCUGCACGCAGCUGGCCCUGCCAGCGUCGGUGGUUGAGGCUCUGGACGUCAUGCUGGGAGGAGGGGGGGGAGAGGGGGGGAGGGAGAGUGGUGAUGUAUCGCCAUCUGGUGUGAGAAAUAGGCUCAUGGACCCGUGGGGUAGCGCCAGGUGGCAAGAGCUCAUUGGCCCCCCUCGCCCACAUGCCCAUGCUCCCGGAUCGGUCUCAGCGUCGGCGUCAAAAGCUGCAGUGAAGCGAGCAGGAGGAGCAGAGAGAGGAGUGGAGGGAGGAGGGGGUGAGGCAGAGGGGGGCGGAAGGGCUGCAGCAAUAACAGCAGCGCUGGCAGUGGUGUCAGAAGAAAGAGAAGCAUCUACGAGUGCCUCAAUGAGUGCAGCAGUAGCAGUUGGAAAGGGCUCUGCUGCUGCUGCUGCUGCUGCUACUGCUGGUGGUGAAGCUGCAGAAAGGGCUGCAGGGAGUUACCAGCAGCGGAUAAAGCGGUCCCCUGAGCUGCUGCUGCGAAGCGGGUCCUUUGCUCCCAGCAGCAGCAGCCUCAACAAGAUCCCUGCGCUUGCUCUCGAUUCAAGAGAUGAGAGGCACAGAACCACCACCAGUGCUGCUGCUGCUGCUGCCAAAAUUUCCUCUGCUACUGCUGCUGUCACUGCUGCCAGCGCCAGCAACACUGCUGCCAGCGCCAGCAACACUGCUGCAACCGCCAGCAGCAAGAGCAAUAGCAAGGUGUCAUCAGACGUCCCUUCCGACCUCUCCCCCACCUUCUCACCCCCCUCCUCCCCCUCGUCCCCCUCCUCCGGCUUCUCCCCUCCCUCCCCCGGUUCUCCCUCGAUUUCCUUAGAGGGAGAUGGGUCCCUCCUUCCAGGUGAGGCUACAGCGAAGGAGAAGGGGAGAAGGAGAGAGGGUGAGAAGGAGAGGAGAGAGAAGGAGCAGAAAAGCGGGAGGGAGAAGGGGAGGGAGAAGAGGGGAGAGGGGGAAGGGAGCAGAGUGAAGGAGAAGCGGAGAGGGAAGGAGGGGAAAGGUGAGGAGGAUGCCAAGGGCAGUCGCGCUGCUGGUGGAGUGGCGUCAGACUCGUCACACUCGCUACAGUCACACUCACAACGAGCACAAUCACUUUCUGGACAUCAGCUGAGCGAUGGGAGAGGGGCGGACGGGGGCAGGAAAGGGGAUGGCAGGGAGUGGCGGGCGGCGGGAGGGAGAGGCAGAGGCAUUCGGCCACACAGCUUAAACGAGAGGCGAAGCCCAGGGUUGGGUAUGGGCGUGGGUUGGGGUGGGGAUGGAUACCCUCCUCCCCACCACCAUAUAGACAGGGGGGCUCAUACUACUACUAUCCAUAAAGCCAGAAGUGUUGCUGGCACUGGCAGUGGUACUGCUGGUGGUGCUGGUGGUGCUGGUGGUGCUGGUGGUGCUGGUGGUGAGGGAAGGGUGCAUGUAAGGAUAGGUAGGACGAGCAGCGCGGAUGUGGGCAGGGUGGCUGAAAGGCCCAGUCGUGCAGGUGGGCGAGGAGGAGGAGGGAGUGGGGGGGAGAGGGAGGGGAGGGGAGAGAGGGAGGGAGCCGGAGCAUUGGUGCGAUUGGAGGAGGCGGAGAGCCAAGGAGGGCGUCACGUGCGGGUUGAAGUGGUGACCGAGCUGCAGGCGCAGGUGGCGUGGCUGAAGGAGCAGCUGGUGUUUGCACUCGAGGCGAGAGACGAAGCCAUUCAGAGGUCCGAGGCACUGCAGGCAGCAAUGGUGGAGAUGGGGCAGUCCACCACCAACCAGGCGCUUGCUGCUAAGAUUGACGAGGUAGAGAACGAGCUGACUGUGGCCCGGAAGCAGAUAGACGCCCACAGGAGGGAGAUAACCCAGCAGCAGAGAGCCAUGGAGGCCCAGCAAGAGGCGUCCACGCGAGCACUGCUAGAGCAGCAGGAGGAGUCGGCAAAGGCGUUAUUGGAGGCGGUGAGGGCUAAGGACGCGGAGAUGGAGCGCGAGGUGGGGGCGCUGCUGGGCGCGCUGAGGGCCAAGGAGGAGCGCAUGCGGGGGGAGAUAGAGACGCUGCAGGACCGGCUGGAGGAAAAGGACGGGGAGAUUGGGCGCCUGGCCAGGAGGCUGGAGCGAGCAGCCAAGGACAUGGAGGAUAUCAUAGCGGCCAACUCGCAGCAGGUGGAGACACAGAAGAACGUCAUUGAGAUGCUCGCGGAGAGCAGUCGGGAUUCGCGGCAGAAGCUGGCAGCCAUGGAGCAGAGGGCGCUGGCAGCAGAGAGCAUGGUGGAAGCCUUCGUGGAAGCUUCCUCCCUGGAGGAGGUCCAAUCGAUGGUGGACGACAUGCCUGCUACGCCUUCUGGAUCUCUUGACACGUCAUCUUCUGCGCAUGAUGACGUCAGUAUGAGGAGUAGCACGGUCAGCAUGACUAGCAGCAGCCUUGCCAUGUCAGAAGCUGAGCUGGAGCGAAUGACAGCAGCAGCGCUGGCGAUUGGGAGUAGUGGUAGCAGGGGCAGCACACGACAGUAUAUGGCUACCCACCAUCCUUCGUCAUCCAAUUAUUUAAUGCCGACCGGAGAUUCGCAACAGCUGGUGCAACAGCAUGAGCCGCAGCAAGGGUAUCGGCCACACACAGCUCCAGAUAACCGCCGACCCACGGCUGUCAGAUCUAUUUUUGAAGGAAUCUCAGGGGCUAUCAAUGCUAGGAUGGGGGGCGCUGUGCCUGGGGCGACAUCCCUGCCAAGGACUCAACCCUGACAGGAAGAGAGAGUAACCUUGUGAUGUAUAGGUGAAACUAGCACAAUAUUUAUGAGAUGUUGCAGUUUUCAUUUUUGCCCUCCAUCGAAAUUAUAUGCACUCUUGUUGAGGCGUGCAAUUUUGUACUAGCGCGGAUACUCUGCAUGAUACUGCAACUGCGGAUGCGCUGUAUUCUCCUCAUGCCUAGCUGGCUGAAAUUCCGCCCACUGACUUUUCCCCGCGGCUCCGCCCAGCCCCCAGGCAUGACCGCAAGAUUGAAUCCCCCGACACCCCCACCAGG
Closterium sp. NIES-67 is the source of this 5649-nucleotide messenger RNA. Lineage: Eukaryota; Viridiplantae; Streptophyta; Zygnematophyceae; Desmidiales; Closteriaceae. The record is from the annotation of a GenBank genome assembly.